This is a messenger RNA of Medicago truncatula (barrel medic), 2556 nucleotides long. RefSeq lists its product as uncharacterized. The coding region runs from base 341 to 1771 and encodes 476 amino acids. Lineage: Eukaryota; Viridiplantae; Streptophyta; Magnoliopsida; Fabales; Fabaceae. The transcript has 2 exons. The record is from RefSeq and is a predicted model, not a curated record.
AUAUUUUUCUGCCCAAAUGCUAGAAUUCACCAAGAAAGACUCCAAUCCAAAUAAAAAACAGACAUGAGCAUCAAAGGUUACUUUCAUCAUAUAUUAAUCCAACAUCAAAAUAACAUUUUACAAACAUAUCUUAUAUGCAUACCGUGGACAAAUUAGAAAUACAAAAAUAAGCCCUUAUUCUUAGUUCUUAUAUGAGAUCCAAUGAAUCACAAACUAACGAAGAGUGCAACACUUCUCUUCUCUCUUCCAUUUCCAACAGGUUUCUCACUCCUUUCUUCUCUCUCUAGACAUGUCAUCAUUUUAUUUCUCUCUGUAGCAAUUUGAUCCCUACACUCAUAUCAUGAAUUCCUUUGAAUCAAACAACCACCAUGUUCUUCCCGAUCCACCAAACCACCCCAUCAAAUCAAAAUUCAAAAAACUCGCAUUUCAAACAAUCCCCUUAUUGAUCUUAUUCACAGCAAUCUUAUUAGGUUUCACAACAACAAAUUACUACAAAAUUCUUUACUUUAAAUUCUCCCUCAAAUCAAAAACCCUUUUUACACCCCCAAAAACACUUUCCACACCCUCCCAUUGUCUCCUAUGGAUGGCUCCCUUUCUUUCAGGUGGUGGGUAUAGCUCAGAAGGUUGGUCUUACAUUCUAUCUCUUCAUGGUCAUACAAAAAUUCAGUCUUUUAGGUUAGCAAUUGAGCAUCAUGGUGAUCUUGAAUCUUUGGAUUUUUGGGAGGGUUUGCCACAAGAUAUGAAGAAUUUGGCUGUUGAAUUGUAUCAAACAAAGUGUAAUAUGAAUGAGACUGUUGUGAUUUGUCAUAGUGAACCUGGUGCUUGGUACCCUCCAUUGUUUGACACCUUUCCGUGUCCGCCGUCUUUUUACCGUCACUUUAAGGCUGUGAUUGGUAGGACUAUGUUUGAGACUGAUAGAGUGAAUGUUGAACAUGUCGAGCGGUGUAAUCGAAUGGAUUAUGUUUGGGUUCCUACUGAUUUUCAUAAGGCUACAUUUAUUGAAAGUGGUGUUAAUGCUUCCAAGGUGGUGAAGAUUGUUCAACCUAUUGAUGUGAAAUUCUUUGAUCCUGAUAAGUAUAAGGCGUUGGAUCUUGAUUCGACGGGGAAACUGAUUUUAGGUUCUGAAGUGAAGACGGGUUUUGUGUUUUUGAGUAUCUUCAAGUGGGAGUAUAGGAAAGGGUGGGAUGUGUUGUUGAAAUCAUAUUUGAAGGAAUUUUCAAAAGACGAUAGUGUUGUUUUGUAUUUGUUAACAAAUCCAUAUCAUACGGAGAGGGAUUUUGGGAACAAAAUUUUGGAUUUCGUUGAGAAUUCUGGUUUUGAAGAACCGGUUAGUGGUUGGGCUUCGGUCUAUGUUAUUGAUACACACAUUGCACAAAGUGAAUUGCCAAGGGUUUACAAGGCAGCAGAUGCUUUCGUUCUUCCUUCACGAGGCGAAGGAUGGGGAAGACCUCUGGUGGAAGCUAUGUCAAUGUCAUUGCCGGUGAUUGCUACGAAUUGGUCAGGACCGACUGAAUUUUUGACAGAAGAUAACAGCUAUCCAUUGCCUGUAGAUAGAAUGAGUGAAUUGAUGGAAGGUCCAUUCAAGGGACAUCUUUGGGCUGAACCUUCUGAAGAUAAACUUCAGGUUCUUAUGAGGCAAGUGAUGGAUAAUCCGGCUGAGGCUAAAGCCAAAGGUAGAAAGGCGAGGGAGGAUAUGAUAAGACAGUUCUCACCUGAGAUUGUGGCAGACAUUGUUGCAGACCACAUACAAAACAUACUAGGAAGUACAUGAAUGUUGUGGCUGAAUUUAAUAUGAAAGGCAACAAGUUGAUCAAAAAUGAAUAAUGGGUUUGUGAAGAGAUUUGAAGAUUCCUAAUGAAGUUCAAUCUAUGACGACCGGAAGGCCUGUGUAAAUCAAAUGAUUUUCCAAAGCCGUUCAUAAAUGGGCUACUGAGGAAACACAAAAUUACUGAACUUCAAGUAUUUACAUAAAUUUCCAGAUUCUUCGAAAAGAUACCGGUGACACCAAAGCUUAUGUAGCCAUAUUUUAAAAUCAACAAAAGAAAAAUGAUUUGAACGGUUGAAACAUGAAAUGGUUAAGGACACUAUCAUGCUUGAGGGCAAACAUAUUUGCUGAAAACCGCUCUCUUUCUAGCUGGAUUAGGCUCCAUAUUGUUCCUAAAUUUUUAUUUAAAAUUGUCAGCAUUCCUGAAGAGAAAACAGAUGUUGAAGUAUAUCAGAUCCUUCAUGAAUCGCUCCGGGAAGUUAUUUUUCCAUCACUAUGAAUGAAGAGAAUAGUUGUGACUAGCAUAGUUUGGUACCAACUGGGAUAUGUUUUUUUAUGAUAAGUACCAGCUUGGAUCUUGAAUGUAGAUUCAGAGCACCUGAUCUUUACUAGCAGAUUCUUUUGGGACUUAGUGCAGAGGGUUAGAAUUUAAUUUCUGUUUUGCUGUCUUUUAUUAUCUAUUGUUAAACAUAAGAAAGAUAGUGAAGUAUUCACCCAUACUCUUAUCUUAUGUCUACACUAAAUUUUUUCAUUUAUAUAACCUGUUUGGGUAUUGCUUUGAUUUACAAAAA